Colletotrichum gloeosporioides is the source of this 1083-nucleotide messenger RNA. RefSeq lists its product as uncharacterized. Gene Ontology annotation, molecular function: protein binding. The record is from RefSeq and is a predicted model, not a curated record. NCBI's taxonomy places the organism in Eukaryota, Fungi, Ascomycota, Sordariomycetes, Glomerellales, Glomerellaceae. The transcript has 2 exons. Bases 1 to 1083 code for a protein of 360 amino acids. Gene Ontology annotation, cellular component: Golgi apparatus. Gene Ontology annotation, biological process: Golgi organization.
AUGUUCAAUGCGCUGAACCGCUUCAUGUCCCGCUUGGACGGGCAGCAACCAACCCAGCAGAACAACCAACAGGGCUCCUUCGGCUUCCAGGUUUUGAGGAACACGAACCUCGAGCUGAACGUGGAGCCUUGGUUUGACUUUAUCAUUGGAAUCAACGGCCGUCCGAUUGACAACCCCGACCCCCGCCUCUUCGCCCAGGAAGUCCGCAACUGCGCCGGCGGCACCGUCCUCCUCGGCCUCUGGUCCGCAAAGGGCCAGCGCACGCGCGAGCUCCACGCCCCCGUCCCGCACGACACCGCCUCCCUCGGCCUCUCCCUGCAGUUCACCCCGCUCUCCGUCGCCGCCAACAUCUGGCACGUCCUCGACGUCGCCGCAAACUCCCCCGCCGAUGCCGCCGGCCUGCUGCCCUACGGCGACUACAUCCUCGGCAGCCCCGAGGGCGCCCUGCACGGCGAGGGCGGCCUCAGCGAGCUCGUCGAGGACCACAUCGGCCGCCCCCUGCGCCUGUACGUCUACAACAACGAGUACGACGUCACGCGUGAGGUCACGAUCCAGCCGAGCCGCGAGUGGGGCGGCGAGGGCGCGCUCGGGUGUGUGCUGGGGUACGGCGCCCUGCACCGCUUGCCGCCGCCGCUGAACGAGCCCGUGAGCGCCCCCGGGGAGAUGAUGUUCGACGGGGAGAAGGAUCCUAGCGGCGGCGCGGCGUACGGUGCGGACGCGGGGCAGGCCUUGUUCACUCCGGCUGUCGCUGGUCUCGGGGGGCCUCCGCCGGCUGAUCCUGCGGCGGGAGGAGAGUUUCUCGUGCCGGCGCAGAUGGUUGACGCGGGCAGCGCGCCGCCGCCUCCGCCUGCGGGCACGGCGACGACGAGGAAAAAGAAGGACAGGCACCACGGGGGCAACGCGAUGAUGGACGAUUACUUCAAGGAGCAGGAGAAGAAGAGCAGGGAGCUCGACGGGGUUUCGAGCGGUGGACGUGGGACGCCUGUCGCGCCGCCUCCGAAGACGGGGGGACCGCCGCCGGGGCCGCCUAGGGCCGGGACGGCGUCGCCGCCAAAGGAGAAGGAGGAGGGCGGUGAGGAGUGA